AUGAGCGUCGCGAAACAAGUGCCUCUCUCUUCAACGUUUGGUGGAACAGGUACCGUGGCGAUUGCGCCAAGCACCCUGCCUGACACCGCAGAAGCGUCGCUCGCACUCCCUGUCGUCGCGGCGGUCGUGUCGCUGCUAGUACUUCUCCUGCAACUGGCUCUGCGUUUGCGGCGUACAAGAGUCAACAAGGCUAGUCUGGACGAAGCACGCGCAGCCCCUCUGCAGAAUCGCUCAGAGCUCUCGCGAUGGACAACUGAGCGCGGAGGACUCACAAUAUUCGCUUUGAACGUCGUCCGGGCCUUGUCGUGUCUUGCUCUGUUCGCGUUGUCGAUGGUGUCUGCCGCCCGCGCGCGACCGGAUCUACUCGUCCCAAACGAGCUGCACGACGUCCUCGCGGCGUUGUAUGCUGGUGUGCCUGCAGUCUAUCUAUAUGCGUGCGUGCUCAGUUUCGCGGUCGCGUUAUUCAAAACGCGUCUCAGCGUGGUGGCUGUACGGCACCUCAACAUCGUACUUCUCGUCACCUGGAUCGUAUACGCAUAUCGGGAUAUAUGGCCUCUUGCGACGUACAACUUGGAACCAUUGGACGCCCCAGAAGGACCCCUGUUCUGGGCUCGCUUCGCGCUGCUCACCGUCAGCGGUGUGAUAAUACCUCUGACCAUCCCGCAUCCCUACUUGCCCGUUGACCCUCAGAACCCGUGGCCCAAUCCUGCAGCGGAGCAAACGACGUCGUGGUUGUCAUUUGUUUUUUGGUUCUUUGUUGACGAGACCAUCAAGGACGCUUCGCGCGUAGAGCAUCUUCCGCUGGAAAAGCUGCCGCCACUGGCCGACUCCGACGAUGCUGAGAACCUAUUGAAAGAGAGCCUUCACGAACUUGACCCGCUCCAGUCGAAGAAGAAGAGGCAUCUACUGUGGAGUAUUUGGAAAGCGUGGCAUGUGCAGUGGAUCACGAUGGCCUUCCCUUUGGCAGGCAGCGCUAUCUUCAAGUUCGUUUCACCUCUCAGUAUCAGAUACCUUCUCGAUUAUAUCGAGACUGGUGGAAAGGGUGCACCCGUCCACCCUUGGUUCUGGAUAUUGACGCUGUUCUGUGGCCCAAUUGCCGAAAACAUAUGCCACCAAGGGUACACCUUCCAAGGAACAAGGCUGUUGGUCCGUGCCGAAGCCGUUAUCACCCAACUGAUCUUCAACCAUGCCCUGCGCAUGCGGAUGACGGCGGAGGUCCCCGACGCCCCCACAUCUGAAGGCGAUGCGCCUGCAAAAUCCUCGAAGGACAGCGGAAAGACAAGAAACUUGACCGGUAAAGUUAACAAUCUUGUCACCUCCGAUUUCGCGUCCGUGUCCCGGGGAGUCGACUUCCUCUACUUCCUGGUCAAGUUUCCUCUGGAGAUUGUCCUCUGUAUUUGGUUCCUGUACUCGAUCUUGGGCUGGAGCGCUUUCGUCGGUCUGGCGACGAUUAUCAUCCUGCUGCCUGCGCCAGGGAUGAUGUCUGGUGCGAUUCACGAUGCAGUGGUCGAGAAGAUGAAGAAGACGGAUGCUCGUGUUCAGACGGUGACUGAAGCGAUGAAUGUUGUCCGCAUGAUCAAGUUCUUUGCGUGGGAGGAACACAUCGAACAGCAGCUCUCAGAGAAGCGGAACGACGAACUCGCUUGGAUCAAGAGAUCAAAGCUGUUGAACAUCAUCAAUGACAACCUCAACGACCUAAUCCCUUUGUUGACGAUGAUAGUGACCUAUGCUACGUAUACGAUGGGCAUGAAGCGCGAAUUGACGGCAUCCGUUGUGUUUUCCUCCAUAGCAGUCUUUGAGACAUUCACAGGACUGAUGCACAAUAUGAUGGGUAUGAUUCCCGGGUUCAUAUCAGCCAAGGUCGCGCUCGAUCGCAUGAAUGAAUUCUUGCACAAGACGGAGCUUCUCGACGACUUCGUAGACGCGCCUGAGAACAAUCAAUCGUCCCUUGCACUGUCCAGCAGCGGCGACGAAAACCUGAUCGGAGUUAGGAACGCGGCCUUCACUUGGACCCAGGACGACUCUGUAGCCCCUGCAUCGGGGUUAGGACGAAGGCAUUUCAAGUUACGUGUCGAUGGCGACGUCCUCUUCAAACGAGGUUGCGUUAAUCUCGUCGUAGGCCCGACAGGAGCUGGCAAGACAUCCUUGUUGAUGGCCAUCCUGGGAGAGAUGCACUAUGUUCCUUUGACAGCUGAUUCCUUGCGUAGUCUUCCACGUUCUGGCGGUGUUGCGUAUGCAGCUCAGGAGUCCUGGGUGCAAAAUGAAACGAUCAGAGACAACAUCCUCUUCGGAGCUCCGUACGAGGAACGGCGAUACCAAACGGUGCUUGAGCAAUGUGCACUAAAGCGCGAUUUGGAAUUGUUCGUCGCUGGCGAUCUCACAGAGGUGGGAGAGAAAGGCAUCACUCUUAGCGGCGGGCAGAAGGCGCGCAUAACGCUCGCUCGCGCUAUCUACUCGAAGGCACAGAUUUUGCUCUUGGAUGAUAUUCUGGCAGCUUUAGACGUGCAUACAUCCCGGUGGAUUAUAGAGAAGUGUCUGAAAGGCGAACUUGUUCAUGGGCGAACGGUCAUCCUAGUCACGCACAACGUCACAUUGGCUAGUCCCAUCGCCGACUAUGUUGUUGCAGUCGGGCUAGAUGGCCGCGUUUCUGGCGAAGACUCCAUUGCAAGCGCACUAGAACAUGACAGCAGACUUGCCGCCGAGGUCGCAACAGAAGGCCAAGAAGUGGCUAAAGGGGAAUCUGAGGUCGAAGAAAUACCAGACGAGGCGGCGCAAAAGGUCGAUGGCAGAUUAGUGAUCGAGGAGGAAGUCGAAGUCGGCCAUGUUGGUUGGUCAGCCAUGAAGCUCUAUGUCAAUUCUCUUGGCGGAGGACAUCAGUCGCUCUUCUGGCUCGGUGUCAUGGCCAGCCUUGUCGUAUUCAAUAUUCUCAGCAACCUGCAAACCUGGUUCCUUGGAUAUUGGGCUCGGCAAUACGAGGAGCGUGAUGCCUCCGAAGUGCGUGCCCCACUUUACCUCCUCGGAUACUGUGCCAUAAUGGUAGCAUCGAUUGGCUUUUACAUAACGGCAUUCGCCGUCUAUACUAUGGGAACUCUGCGAGCAUCGAAGAUCAUGCAUCGCAGCUUGGUCUCUUCCGUUUUUUCUGCGACACUGAGAUGGUUGGACAAAACACCAUCGGCCAGAGUCAUUGCACGUUGUACUCAAGAUAUCCAAGCUGUGGAUGACGAGAUCGGCAAAUGGGUAGGGGUGAUCCUCGAGAUGGGCACCUACAUGCUACUGAAGCUCGGCGGUGUCAUGCUGAUAUCGCCCAUCUUCGCUAUCCCUGGAAUGAUCAUCGCUUUUUUGGGCAGUUGGAUCGGGAAGAUGUACAUGAAGGCCCAGCUUUCCGUCAAACGUGAAAUGAGCAAUACGAGGUCACCUGUACUGGGUCACUUCGCAGCUGCAUUUGCAGGCAUCACGUCCAUUCGUGCCUACGGUGCCCAGGAAUCAUUCAAAAGGGAGUCGUACGUACGUAUCAACCGCUACACGCGCGCGGCUAGAUCGUUCUGGAAUCUGAACCGCUGGGUGGGAAUACGAAUGGUCGCGCUAGCUGCACUCUUCACUUCAAGUUUAGCAGCGUACCUUGUAUACGGGAUAACGAAUACCGCCUCAAACGUCGGCUUCUCUUUGGUAAUGGCAGUCGGUUUCAGCGGUCAAAUUCUCUGGUUUGUCAGAAUAUUCAACAGACUGGAGGUGUCAGGCAACAGUUUGGAGCGAAUCAAGCAGUAUUUGGACAUAGAGCAUGAACCUAAGCCGACGACAGAUGGCAUCCCCCCGGCUUACUGGCCUGCAAGCGGUAACCUGCGGGUUGACAAGCUAUCCGCUCGCUAUUCAGAAAACGGACCACGGGUACUUCACGAGCUCUCAUUCGAGGCAAGGUCAGGUGAACGUGUCGGCAUAGUCGGUCGAACUGGCAGUGGAAAGAGCACCCUUGCACUCGCGCUAUUGCGCUGCAUUCAAACGGAGGGCAAGGUGUACUACGACGGCGUUGCGACGGACAAAGUCAACCUUGAUGCUCUCCGAUCCAGCAUUACCAUCAUUCCACAGUCGCCGGAGCUUCUGAGCGGGACCUUGCGUCAGAAUCUCGAUCCGUUUCAGCAGUACGACGAUGCAGUGCUAAAUGACGCACUUCAAUCCGCCGGACUCUUCUCCCUGCAAAACGGCUUGACUGAAGGGAAGAUAACACUCGACACCUCAAUUGCCGGUGGAGGGAACAACCUCUCCGUGGGCCAGCGCCAGAUCGUCGCAUUGGCCAGAGCUAUCAUACGUCAGAGCAAGCUACUCAUCCUAGACGAAGCUACAUCGGCAAUCGACUACGCAACGGAUACUGCCAUUCAAUCGUCGCUGCGCAAGGAAUUGGAUAGGGGUGCAACGGUGCUCAUCGUAGCUCACAGACUGCAGACUAUCAUGGAUGCCGACAAGAUUAUGGUCCUCGACGCUGGUCAUAUAGUCGAGUAUGGAGAACCUAGCGCGCUACUCGAACGUCAGGAUGGGAUGUUCCGCGCUCUCGUGGAUGAAAGCCCAGAUCACGACGCAUUGUACGCGAUGGCAAAACGCGCAAAAGCAGAGUCAUAG
Messenger RNA from Rhodofomes roseus, 4611 nucleotides. RefSeq lists its product as uncharacterized. The coding region runs from base 1 to 4611 and encodes 1536 amino acids. The transcript has 42 exons. Gene Ontology annotation, biological process: transmembrane transport. NCBI's taxonomy places the organism in Eukaryota, Fungi, Basidiomycota, Agaricomycetes, Polyporales, Fomitopsidaceae. Gene Ontology annotation, molecular function: ATP binding; ATP hydrolysis activity; ABC-type peptide transporter activity. The record is from RefSeq and is a predicted model, not a curated record. Gene Ontology annotation, cellular component: fungal-type vacuole; membrane.